GCGGCGGGUGGUCAGAUAUUGGGGGUGCGCCCAGGGAGCUCGUCUUUGGGGGAACGCCGCGGGGGCGGAGUCGGGCUGGCCGUGCGCCCCGGGAGCUAGUCGUCACUUUGCGGCCGCGCCCGGGCGGGUGCUGGGCGCCGGCCAUGCCGCAGCCGCCCGCGGGCCCCGAGGUGCGGGUGUGGGUGGGCGGGCAGCUGUUCGUGGCCGAGCGCGCCCUGCUGGAGGAGCACUGCGGCUUCUUCCGCGGCCUGUUCCGCUCGGGCAUGCGGGAGGCGCGGGAGGCCGAGGUGCGCCUGGGGGCGCUGGGCCCCGCCGCCUUCGCCACGGCGCUGCGGGUGCUGCGGGGCGAGCGGCCGGCGCUGGCGGCCCCCGACGAGCUGCUGGCGGCCGUGGAGUGCGCCGCCUUCCUGCAGGCCCCGGCGCUGGGGCGCCACCUGGAGGCCUGCGUGGCCUCGGACACCUGCGCGCUGCUGUGCGACGCGGCCGCCGCCUUCGGGCUGCCGGGGCUGCUGCGCCGCGCCGCGCUCUGGCUGCGCGACGCCGCCUCCGGGGAGGCCGCCGAGCUGGCGCUGCCCGAGGCUCGCGCCUACGUGGCGGCGCAGCGGCCCAGCAGCUUCGUGGCGGUGGGGACGCACGCCCCGAUCCCCGGCUUCCCGCCCGACGGGGCGCGCACGCUGUGCUACCUGGACGAGGAGGCCGACGCCUGGCGCCCGCUGGCCGCGCUGCCCCCGGAGGCCAGCACCCUGCUGGCGGGGGUGGCCACGCUGGGCAACCGGCUGUACGUGGUGGGCGGCGUGCGCGGCCCCACCAAGGAGGUGGCGGAGCUCAGCUUCUGCUUCGACCCCGACGGCGGCGCCUGGCGGCGGGUGCCCAGCCCCCGGCAGCCCCGCUACGACCCCGCGCUGGCCGCCCUGGACGGCCGGCUCUACGCCAUCGGCGGCGAGUGCGGCCGCGUCCCGCUGCGCUCCGUGGAGGCCUUCGACCCGGCCGCCGGCCGCUGGAGCCCCGCCGCGCCCCUGCCCCAGCCCGCCGCCGGCGCCCCCUGCGCCCAGGCCCGCGGCCGCCUCUUCGUGGGGCUCUGGCGGCCGGCCGCCACCACGGCGCUGCUGGAGUACGCGGCCCGGGACGACGCCUGGCUGCCGCUGGCCGAGCUGCGGCGCCCGCACAGCUACGGCCACUGCCUGGUGGCGCACGGGGACCGGCUGUACGUGGUGCGCAACGGGCCGGGCGACGACUUCCUGCGCUGCGCCAUCGACUGCCUGCACCUGCCCUCGGGCCAGUGGAGCGCGCUGCCCGGCUCCUUCGUCAACAGCAAGGGCGCGCUCUUCACGGCCGCCGUGCGCGCCGACACCGUCUACACCGUCAACCGCGCCGCCACGCAGCUCUACGCCGUCGAGGGCGGCGCCUGGCGGCGGCUGCGGGAGCUGGCGGGCUUCCCGCGCUCAGGCUCGCUGCACACGGGCUUCCUGCGCCUGCCCGCGCGGCCCCGCGGUGGGGACGGUGCGGGGGACGGUGCGGGCGACGGCGCCACCCCGGAGCCGGAGCCGGAGCCGGAACCCAGGGUGGGGCCUCUCGGUGACAUGACCCACGGCGGGGACAGUGCCCUUCCCGAGCCGGAUUCCCAGGACAGGGCCUCACGGUGACAUGACCCACAUGGUGACAUGACCCACGGCGGGGACAGUGCCCUUCCUGAACCGGAUUCCCAGGACACGGCCUCACGGUGACAUGACCCACGGCGGGGACAGUGCCCUUCCUGAGCCGGAUUCCCAGGACACGGCCUCGCGGUGACAUGACCCACAUGGUGACAUGACCCACGGCGG
This is a messenger RNA of Erinaceus europaeus (western European hedgehog), 1820 nucleotides long. RefSeq names its product kelch repeat and BTB domain containing 13 (gene KBTBD13). The record is from RefSeq and is a predicted model, not a curated record. Gene Ontology annotation, molecular function: protein binding. Lineage: Eukaryota; Metazoa; Chordata; Mammalia; Eulipotyphla; Erinaceidae. Bases 144 to 1643 code for a protein of 499 amino acids. The transcript has a single exon.